This is a messenger RNA of Rasamsonia emersonii CBS 393.64, 462 nucleotides long. Its product is annotated as Nucleoside-diphosphate kinase. The transcript has 7 exons. Lineage: Eukaryota; Fungi; Ascomycota; Eurotiomycetes; Eurotiales; Trichocomaceae. Gene Ontology annotation, biological process: UTP biosynthetic process; GTP biosynthetic process; CTP biosynthetic process. Gene Ontology annotation, molecular function: nucleoside diphosphate kinase activity. The coding region runs from base 1 to 462 and encodes 153 amino acids. The record is from RefSeq and is a predicted model, not a curated record.
AUGUCCAACGAGCAGACUUUCAUCGCUAUCAAGCCCGAUGGUGUCCAGCGCGGCCUGAUUGGACCCAUCAUCUCCCGCUUUGAGCAGCGUGGCUUCAAGCUCGUUGCCAUGAAGCUGGUGUCUCCCUCCCGGGAGCUCCUCGAGAAGCACUACUCCGAGCUCGCCGACAAGCCCUUCUUCCCUGGCCUCCUUUCCUACAUGCUGAGUGGCCCUAUCGUCGCCAUGGUCUGGGAGGGCCGUGACGUUGUCAAGACUGGCCGCGCCAUCCUCGGUGCCACCAACCCUCUUGCUUCUGCCCCUGGCACCAUCCGUGGUGACUACGCCAUUGAUGUCGGCCGUAACGUCUGCCACGGCUCUGACAGCGUCGAGAACGCUAAGAAGGAGAUUGCUCUCUGGUUCAACGAGAACGAGAUCCAGCAGUACAAGCACAGCCAGUUCGACUGGAUCUACGAGAAGCCAUAA